Molecule: messenger RNA, 2741 nt
Organism: Anguilla anguilla (European eel)
Lineage: Eukaryota; Metazoa; Chordata; Actinopteri; Anguilliformes; Anguillidae
Product: suppressor of cytokine signaling 2-like
Exons: 3
Coding region: 1266-2096 (276 amino acids)
Biological process (GO): intracellular signal transduction; phosphatidylinositol phosphate biosynthetic process
Cellular component (GO): phosphatidylinositol 3-kinase complex
Molecular function (GO): 1-phosphatidylinositol-3-kinase regulator activity
Source: RefSeq, a predicted model, not a curated record
CGAUGAAAUGGUUUCUGAAUAAAAGGUCAGCAGAUUUCCAUUAUACCAUAUAUUUAGCAAGCUUGCACGACCGAACUGCGCAUGUUCCCACGACUAGUGUUCACGAGACGUGUUGACGUGCGACAGUGAGUCACAAAGAGUGAGAAGGCCAGACAGUGUUCAGGCAAGACUUAGAUAAAUUUUUCAUUGUUGUAUUUGCAAAAGGAUGUGGCGAUAUUUCACCAUCCCCAACGCACGCACUUUUGAAUGAGGCAGUAGUCCAGGUUAUAUUAAUUAUACCAUGAUUUAAAACAUUUUUCAGCAUCCUCACGAGGCAAUGUAUUGUUCUUGCCUCCCACAGAAACAAGGGUCUCGCUCACAAGCAACGACAAUGAAUUUCUGGCUUGUUACAUUUACGUAUUGGUGGUUUAAAAUGCCACUAGUUGCCUAGCAAACAAACAAUUACGCCGUUCUUGGUGUGGGUGUGUGGUAAAACACUUUAUACUGAAGAAGCUGCACAUUAAGAAAAGUCAGAGACAGAACGUUAACUUGCGAUUAAAGAAGUAGACCGACUGUAUUCAACCGGGAGCGAAAAAGAUGCACUUGGUGACCUCAUCGUCUGGCCCGUGGAUUGGUGGACCUGCGCCAGAACAAAGACAAUCCCACGUGACUAGGCUUUCUGAGAAUGUUCCUGGAAAGAGGUGCGCUGCUUUCACGGGGAAAACGUGUCCAGUUAGGAGAUAGGCGAACUGGGCCAAUAGGAAUGGUCAGACCAGAAUUUAAGACACAAUUAAUUUUUACGCUGGAUACAUGCGUGAACUUAGUCAUUUUCUUUACAGAAGAAAUAUGUGACCCAGAAGAGUUACUUUUGCUUACAGGAAAAUGUGCCUCUUUGUAAUGGCUAGCUAGUUAGCCGUGAAUAAUUGCUUCCGCAGCUAUGAGCCAGACUAGAUAUACGACCCGUACCUCUUAGUUCCGUGCUAUACGUUUUAUAUUAGAAAUGUAUGAAUGCCCAGUUCUGGUGGCAAUCCUUCGACUCUGUUCGUAGCAACCAAAACGACUCGGUCGUUUGCUCUCACGACAAAUUUUGUGUGACUUAUUUGUUCAAUUUCGCCUUUAGGCUGUAGCCUAUUAUUUAGAUGGGGUGCACCUAGCUGUGUACAGAUCUGAAGAUGUAAGCACGAAAUAGGACAGAAACAAAGAAUUUUCUGUUACAUCGACAAUCCUAAUCUUUUCGGACACCUCAGCAAACCACUACCCCGGCUGCGAGGAGAAAGAGACUUUGGAUGGGGCAUAUGCAGUGUGUCUCACAAACACCGGAAAGUGACUCAGAGACUCCGGCGCUGCAGGUUUGGGGACGGGCGCCCGCCAGCUCCAGACGGAGCACUCCGGGGGCCUCGGGCGUCCCCAUGAUCCUUCCCAACCUCGUCCCGGGGAAGGCCCUCGCCCCCGUCCGGCUCAAGGACCAGGGUCCGGACCGGCCGAGGGCGGGGUCCGCGGAGGAUGCGCCGCAAGUGGAGAGGGCGCUGGCCCACCUCCAGGAGUCCGGCUGGUACUGGGGCCCCAUCACCGCCACAGAGGCCAAGCAGCUCCUGAGCGGGGCUGAGGAGGGCACCUUCCUGCUGCGGGACAGCUCGAACCCGGGCUACCUGCUCACGCUGUCGGUCCGGACCAGCCUGGGCCCCACCCACCUGCGCAUCGAGUCCAGCGGCGGGACCUUCGGGUUCGACUCGCUGGCCAUGGCCCGGCCACGCCUGCGCAGGUUCAGGGGCGCCGUGGAGCUGGUGGAGCACUACGCCCUCACCUGCAGCCGCCCCGCCCGGGGCGCGCCCAAACCCGCCGCGGGGGAGGCCCCCAAACCAGCCGCGGACGAGGGCCCCGAACCAGCCGCGAAGGAGGGCCCCAAACCCGCCGCGGAGGAGGGCCCCAAACCCACCGCGGAGGAGGGCCCCGAACGCUCCCUCCAGCUCAGGCUGGUCCGGCCCCUGCGCAGGGCGGCCCCCAGCCUGCAGCACCUCUGCCGCAUCGCCAUCAACCGCCACUCCCAGGCCCCCCGGGACCUGCCGUUGCCGGGGCGACUAAAGGCCUUCCUGCAGGAAUACCCCUUCUUACUGUAGAACGGACGCUGCUGCAUUCUGGGGGGAUCGGCUGCCCGCAGAGGCGUCCCCUUUUAUCGCAGUCGAGGACCGUUUCGUUCGGCUCGACGGCGAACCUUGCGGGCAGCCGCGCCAUUCGCGUGGUCUCCGCGGUCCCCUGCUGUCCUCCGAGCGUGUCCAUCAGUCGGGUCUUACUUCCUGUUCCUGUGGGCGGCGGACCGUCAGAUUGCUUCUGAGACUGCGAGAUAACAAGGACAUGAAAAAGACUCGUUCUUCAUGUUGAGUGAAGAAACCCUUUGUUGAAACCCUUUUUAUCACCUGUCGUUUUUUUUCUAAUAUGGUGCACUUUGAUUCAUUUAUACGAUGUGACUGUAAAGCAUAGUGCAUUGCCAUUGUACUACUUGUACUCAAAAAUCAAUGGCUGCCCACAUCCUAUUAUAAAAAAUAUGAAUUGACCAAAAAGCAGGAUUUUUGGAUAGAACCCAAAAAUCCAAAGGACAAAUUUAUAAGCAAAGCAAAGCGUUUGUUUGAUUAUUGGGCAUCUGCAUUAAUGAGGACAAGUCACUGCUGCUUUGUAAGGAAUACUAAAUUGUCCAAAAAGCCACAAGUGAAAUAUUUUGGAUUGUUACAUUUGAAUAAAUGUAAGAAUAAAUUUGAAAGAAGCAG